Molossus molossus (Pallas's mastiff bat) is the source of this 936-nucleotide messenger RNA. Its product is annotated as olfactory receptor 52J3. Lineage: Eukaryota; Metazoa; Chordata; Mammalia; Chiroptera; Molossidae. Gene Ontology annotation, biological process: G protein-coupled receptor signaling pathway. Gene Ontology annotation, molecular function: olfactory receptor activity; G protein-coupled receptor activity. Bases 1 to 936 code for a protein of 311 amino acids. The transcript has a single exon. Gene Ontology annotation, cellular component: membrane. The record is from RefSeq and is a predicted model, not a curated record.
AUGUUUUAUCACAACAAGAGUCUUUUCCACCCAGCCACAUUUUUCCUCAUUGGAAUCCCAGGUCUGGAAGAGGUCCAUGCCUGGAUCUCCCUGCCUUUCUGCUCUGUUUACCUUGUGGCUUUAGUGGGCAACGCUACGAUUCUACUAGUCAUCAAGGCCAAGCAGACCCUCUGGGAGCCCAUGUUCUACUUUCUGGCCAUCCUCUCCACAAUUGAUUUGGCCCUUUCUACAACCUCUGUGCCCCGAAUGUUGGGUAUCUUCUGGUUUGAUGCACACGAGAUUAACUUUGGAGCAUGUGUGGCCCAGAUGUUUUUGAUUCAUGGCUUCACUGGCAUGGAGGCUGAGGUCCUGAUGGCCAUGGCUUUUGACCGUUAUUUGGCCAUCUGUGCUCCACUCCACUACACCUCCAUCUUAACAUCCCGGGUGCUGGUGGGCAUGGCUUUAUGCAUUGUAAUUCGUCCACUACUACUCACACUUCCCAUGAUCUGUCUCAUCUACCGCCUACCCUUUUGUCAGGCUCGAAUAAUAGCCCAUUCCUACUGUGAGCACAUGGGCAUUGCGAAGUUGUCCUGUGGAAAUAUCCGUACCAAUGCUAUCUACGGGCUCUUUGUAGUCUCUCUCUUUCUUAUGAAUCUGGUUCUCAUUGGCAUUUCCUACGUGUUCAUUCUCCGUGCUGUCUUCCGCCUCCCCUCACAGGACGCGCGGCUAAAAGCCCUCAGCACCUGCGGCUCCCAUGUUGCAGUCCUCUGCGUUUUCUAUAUUCCCUCAGUCUUCUCUUUUCUCACUCAUCGAUUUGGACACAAUAUACCCCGCUCUAUCCAUAUUCUUGUUGCCAACCUCUAUUUGGUUAUCCCACCCUCACUUAACCCCAUCAUUUAUGGUGUGAGGACCAAAGAGAUACGAGAGAGAGUGCUUCGUGUCUUUAUUCUAAAAUAG